AUGGCCAACAUCACCAUUACCAGAAUCACCAGGACGAACGGCAACGUCAAUAAUUACAACAUUAUUGAAGGAUUUGGGAUAGCAGCGGCACACACUGUCCUUGCUGAUGCCAUUUUCAGCGACACCGAAGCCGUUCCUGCGGCAGCCACAGAGGGUCGACACCCUGCUGCCUUCCGUUAUGACCGGAACGGCAUUCCCCUGAUCGUUACCGGCAGUCGCGGCGCCUAUUUCGCAGGACAGUAUCGGCUCAAGGGCACUGGUCCAGGGAACUUCCAGAUCAUCAGCCAGCCUUUUGCCCUGGCCCCUGGCCCGGGUCCGGGGGCCGGUGAAUUUACUGCCGACGGCUUCACCAGCGUCCUCGACCCGCUCGGUCCCUUCAGGCUGGCUGGCAACUGGCAGUGGGCCAUGGUGCGUGCCACUGACGGCUCGAAUUUUGCCAACGGUCCUGCCACCCGCCUCGAGAUCUACUUCCUAUUCGGCCCUCACACCAUUCCCACCUUCGCCGGCAUCGACUUCCCACUCUCCCUCCUUCGGCUUGCCUUUCCCGAAUAUGCAACGCACGCGGGCUUGAACGCUGCCGCUCUCCAAGCAAGAGUCAUUACUGACAUCACGACCCGGAUGUGGGACACGGGCAUGGACCCGGUCGCGCCGCUGCGGUAUGACUGCCGGGAAAGGCAUGGAGGCCAAAGCGUGCACGCCCUUGCCCUAGACUUCAACCUGGAGACCAUCACCACGAGGCCCAACGGUCGAACAACGUGCAACUGCUGCGACCUCGCCUGCUGGGUGAAGCUGACCAUCGACUGCCUCGGAGAGGGACCUGGCACCGGCGCACCGUACGUCGCGGGCGUGACGGUCAUGUACGAAGAGCCCUGGGGCUGCGUACCUGCCGGGCCGCUGUUCGGCUGGGAAAACGACCCCGCGUCCGCCAACUGCAACAACCCGUUCUGGCAGGACGUGAACGGCGUAGCGCGCUUCCAGCCCAACGUCGCGCCGAACGACCCGACUCGGACCAUUCUAAGUACCCACUGCUUCACCGUCUUCACCGACACGGCCGGCCAGCAGCGCGUUGUCGACAUUUGCCACGGCCUCUACCAUCACGGCGUUGGCCCCGUCAUCCUCCCGCAUGGCGACAUGGACCUGGCGACGUACCGGACAACGUGUACCGACCCGCCCAAACGCGUUGUCAAUUCUCGCCGUCGCGGUGACGGGCUCGCCAGCCUACUCUCCGAGGUCCGCCAGCACCGUGUCCCGCAGGUCAACAAUGAUGCCGUGGCCGUAGCUGACGAGUUUCUCGUUGUGGCGGCCGACCUGAUGCUGCCAGACCCUUGGUCAAUCAUGUAUGCGGCCAACGCACACCCCUGA
Lasiosphaeria miniovina is the source of this 1362-nucleotide messenger RNA. RefSeq lists its product as uncharacterized. The coding region runs from base 1 to 1362 and encodes 453 amino acids. The transcript has 4 exons. NCBI's taxonomy places the organism in Eukaryota, Fungi, Ascomycota, Sordariomycetes, Sordariales, Lasiosphaeriaceae. The record is from RefSeq and is a predicted model, not a curated record.